This is a messenger RNA of Cylicostephanus goldi, 399 nucleotides long. Lineage: Eukaryota; Metazoa; Nematoda; Chromadorea; Rhabditida; Strongylidae. The record is from the annotation of a GenBank genome assembly.
AUGGGCUCUGCAGCUGUAGACAUCGCUUCGAUGCUCAUCUCAUGUCUUAGCGGUAAAGACAGACAAGAACACUGGACGGGUUUGCUUGAAAACUUCUAUUCUGUUUUGAAAGAAGAAGUGGGAGGCAUGAAAAUGCCGUACACCUUUGAACAGCUCAAGGAGGCGUACUGUCAAUGUCUGCCUUUCAUUGGGUUCACAUUCCUGCCGUUCAUGAUCCCCUUUCUCGAUAAAAUGUCCAAAGAAGUUACGGAACAAAAUAAAGAAAGAGUGGAAAGUCUUCUGGAAAAAAUGGACUACCUUCUAGAUGACAUCAUAUCCUUCUACGAGCGCAAUAAGGAAAAAAACUUGCAAACCGUGACAGCUUCCGUGACGUUUGGCUCCUCUAGACUUACAAAAUAA